AUGAGUUCUUAAGAAAGCGAUUCAGAAUAUUAAGAGUUUGUUACCACAUUUUACCAUUUGGUGCAAGAUAUAAAUGAAUAUUGUGCUACAAAAUCAAAAGAAGGUAGAACUGCUAGAUUUCUUAAAUAAGCAAAAGCGCGAAGAAAAGUAAAUCAAGUCAUCUUUCGAAUGCCGGAAAAUCCAGAUCAAAAUGUUUCAGAAAUCAUCUCUUACAAUAAAAAUUAGGCAGAGAAAUUAGUUAAACCUAUGAGACAUCAAACGAAAAAUUUAGAAAAUUCACAAGUAGAACCUUAUAUCUCCAAUGUCCAUUUAAUUCUCAGGUAAAUCUAAAUUUAGUAUUCGAGGGAUCUCAAACUGAAAUAGCAAAUACUUCGAAAUGCGUAGAAAUAAGUGUAUUUGAAUUUGAUUGAAUAAUAUAAAUAAAAGUCAAAGAAAUCACAACCUAGAAAUUGUUGUUUGCAUAUAUACUUAGCUGAGAAAAUUUACUAAGAAAAAAUGAAAGAAACAGCCACAUGCUUAAAAUUCCAUGAAGGCCCUAAAAUUGUUAUUCCUCUAUUCAAGAAUACAGCAUAAACAAGAAAGGGAAGCAUGGAAUGA
Paramecium tetraurelia is the source of this 597-nucleotide messenger RNA. RefSeq lists its product as uncharacterized. NCBI's taxonomy places the organism in Eukaryota, Ciliophora, Oligohymenophorea, Peniculida, Parameciidae. The record is from RefSeq and is a predicted model, not a curated record. The transcript has 4 exons.